AUGCCAGUCGGUGAAUCGGCAGCAACUCUUGCUGCCACAGAAACUGCUAAAAAACACGAUUUUCGUGGCGCAGCGACAUCUGGGAGUGGCGGAGAAGAGUUGGAACGUAGCCACAGCACGCCUGUCUCAACAACCAGCGAACAGGCAACCAUUUUUUUUUUUGCAUGUGACAGCAUCAUUUUUUCACCGAUUUUUGAAAUAGUGAUUUUCAUCAGUAAUGCAGUGAGUCAGUCAUCAUCCGGUGUAGCAAUUCAAGCACGGCAGCCACAGCAUGACGUUGAGGUUGGAUCAGAUGUUCUGCAAUCGAGCAAGCGACACCGUGGCAGUCCUAUGGAGCAGGUUUCGACAACUGGACGUUACAUGAGAUCUGGUGAUGAAACAGGCAGUAGUGGCGAUUCGCGAGCUGUUGAUGAAGCUGAACACGAACAGCAGGAAAAUGUGGAGACGACCAUGGCGACAAGUCUGGAAGGCGGCAGUGCUGUAACUGGCAAUGUAAAGAAAGUUAGCAGGAGUAUGUUCGCGAUUGUCGGAGUGCAGGAGCCAGGUGCUGAAAUAAGCAACGAGCCAGUGGAGGAGCAGGCUGAGAAACGAAGGCGCGAUGAAGAGGAGGAAGAGCAGGAAGAGCAUGAACAUGCAGUUUUGGUGGAUGAGGAAGACAGCGCUGUGCGUGAAGCAUCUGCAGAUGAGGACAAUCUCAGCGAUGAGGCAGUUCGAAGGCGUACAGAGGAAUCAAGGGUAAACUUUCAGGGCGAUGAAAUGCUGGAAGAAGAGAUGGAAGACGAGAGGUCUGAUGCAGAAGAGAUUGAUGAAGAAGGGGAAUUUGAUUUACCGCCUCCUUAUAGAAGACCCACGUUCCAUCCACAGCGAGCCAGACCUCAUCUUGAACCAGCGAAUGAUGAGAGUGACGAUGAUGAUGGUGUUAUACUGAUUGAGGAUGCCGGUGAAAUGGAGCACUCGCAUUCAUCUGCAUAUCUAUCAAUUGAUGAGGCACAAGGCGAUGACAGAAGACACCCUGAUAUGGAAGCAGGCGCAGCUGAGGCUGGUGAUCCGCGACAAGGUGAACAGUCAGUCCGGUCGGAAGCAUUUAUUCAGAGAACCGGUGAUGCCACGGAUUCAACAUUGUUUCGUACUGGUGACGAUGAUACCAGUCGUUCCGACAACUCGGAGGCUAUGUAUGCCUCAUCCGGCGAAGUUGAGCAGAUGCGAUCACGUUCGCUCGAUAACGUCCUACAGGAAAGCGCUGAUGUUGUUUCUGGUUCGGAGCAGCUUCAAGCAGUUGUGCACGAUUCUCCACCACUUAUUGAAAAUAUUGAAUCUGAUAGCCGCGGUGCAUCGAGCACCGUUGCUCCAACAGCAGGCACCGACGACGACAACGGUAGUACUGAAAAUGUACUUGUGAUUGAUGAGGAGGAAAAUGGUAACGAAGUGGCGGAGGAAGAGCAAACCGAUGACAGAGUCGAUUCAAUUGAUCUGAUGUGGUAUAUCUGGGAAGUGCAGUUAUUGUAA
Molecule: messenger RNA, 1506 nt
Organism: Gongylonema pulchrum
Lineage: Eukaryota; Metazoa; Nematoda; Chromadorea; Rhabditida; Gongylonematidae
Source: the annotation of a GenBank genome assembly